AAUCGAGGCUUCUAAGCUCAAAGGAAGACAUGGCCGCUCAUUGAAAAUUGAAAAGGGUAUCGUACAUAAUAAAGAAUAUAAAGUGGUGUGUUGGCCAAUUUGAAGAAUAAAGAAAUAUUUCAAAAUGAUGUCAUCUGGGGAUCCUGGUUUGCAAAGAGUACCACAGUUCUCAUACACUCCUGAGAACAUGCAACUUCUUGGCAAGGCCAUUCAAUCUAUGCAAGAGAAGGGUUUAGAGUCAGAUCCUCGAUAUAGCACAUUGUUAACAUUUGCUCGUAAUGCUCAACAAAUGCAACAGAUUCAAGGUCUUUCGAAUGAAGGUAAUAAUCCGAUGGGGAACAUGAUUGCACCAUCUGGACAGCAGCCUGGGAAUACUAGUCAUGAAGGUUUCAGCAAUGAAGAACAUUCUAUUAUGCCUGGAAAUCCUGCAAAAACUACAAGUUUUUCUUCAGAGCAAAUAAAUCAAUUGAGAAGUCAAAUAAUGGCAUAUAAACUGUUGUCACAUAACCAACCACUCACAGAACAGAUUAAAAUGUCAAUCCAAAGUAAAGGGCCUACAUCUCGAGUGUCAAGUGCACCUCUUCCAGCAGAUCGCACAGCACAAAAGGUUCCAUCUGAUAACACGGCCAAUGAGUUCAAUAACUAUGGUUCUCCAGCAGCAAGUACAGCUAAUGCAACCACUUCUCAACCAAAACAAGAGAAAACAAAAGAAGAAGAACAGAAACCUCUGGUUACGCAAGCAGCCCAAGCUGUGCGUCCUGCCCAAACCCCAUCAAGACCUGCAACAGCAUCGCAGAUUUUGGCCACAAUACAGAAUCCUGCUCGUUCCAGAUUGGCUCCUGUUGCAAAACCUGCCGGAUUAGAUCCGGUUGCAAUACUUCGAGAAAGAGAAAGCAGAAUUCAGGCUCGAAUAACCUUACGUAUUCAUGAAUUAGAGGGGCUGCCAUUAAAAUCGUUGGCAGAAGAUUUGCGAUUGCAAGCUACCAUUGAACUGAAAGCAUUGAGGCUUCUAAACUUUCAGAAGCAGUUGCGUGCCAAUGUUGUGUCGUCAACUCGUCAAGAGACAACGUUGGAAACUGCGCUCAACUCAAAAGCCUACAAACGCAACAAGAAGCAAUCUUUGCGAGAAGCCAGGAUAACUGAAAAACUGGAGAAACAACAGAAGAUAGAGCAAGAACGAAAGCGAAGACUGAAACAUCAGGAUUAUUUGGCGUCCAUUAUUGCGCAUGGUCGGGAGUUUCGAGAAUUUCAUCGUGGUAAUAUUUCCAAGAUUGGAAAACUUAACAAAGCUAUAAUGAGUUAUCAUGCUAACAGUGAUAGAGAGAGGAAGAAAGAAGAAGAACGAUUAGAGAAAGAAAGGAUGAGACGUCUUAUGGAAGAAGAUGAGGAGGGUUAUCGUAAACUUAUUGAUCAAAAGAAAGACAAGCGUUUGGCUUACCUUCUUGGCCAAACUGAUGAGUACAUCAGUAAUUUGACCCAGCUUGUGAAGAAACAUAGGAUGGAUAUCAAAAGAAAGAAGAGAGAACAUCGCAAGAAACGCCGAGAACUUGAGGGUGAAUUAGGGGAUAUGAUUGAUAGUAUGGAUCCUGAGGAACAUGUGGCUGUUGUCAAUACAGAAACUGGUGAAAUGUUGACUGGCAAUGAUGCACCAACUGCUAGUAAAGUCGAAGAAUGGCUGGCCCAAAAUCUCAAUUAUCAAGUUGCUCCUCGUCAAGAAGAUUCUGACAAUGAAGAUGAUGUUGAUGAAGACGAAGAUGAUGACGAAGACGAUGACGAGGCUGAUGAUGACGAUGGAGAGGAAAGACAAAAGAAAACAUUAAAAAGCAAAACUGAGGAAGAGAGAAGGAAGGAGGAAUAUGGUGCUGAAGAUGAUAUUGAGAGUACAACGGUUUACGAGAGCAAGAAUUACUAUAACAUUGCCCAUGCAUUGAAGGAAGAUGUCAAACAACAGCCAAAUAUUCUCGUUGGUGGAACAUUGAAAGAGUAUCAGAUCAGUGGUUUGGAGUGGCUGGUCUCCUUACAUAACAAUAACUUGAACGGCAUUCUUGCGGAUGAGAUGGGUCUGGGAAAGACAAUUCAAACAAUCGCUUUGUUGUCGUAUUUGAUUGAGAAGAAGAAGAUUAUGGGGCCAUUCCUGGUUAUCGUUCCUUUAUCUACUUUAUCUAAUUGGACUCUGGAGUUUGGAAAAUGGUGCCCUUCGAUAAUUUCGAUAUGUUAUAAGGGAUCACCGAACUGUCGACGUUCUCUAGCCAAUCAGAUCAGGACUGGCAAGUUUAAUGUUAUUCUUACAACGUACGAAUACGUGAUGAAAGACAAAGCUGUACUUGCCAAGGUGCGAUGGAAGUACAUGAUUAUUGACGAGGGUCAUCGAAUGAAGAAUCAUCAUUGUAAAUUAACUCAAGUGUUAAAUACAUACUACUCUGCGCCUCAUCGGCUACUUCUGACUGGUACACCUUUACAGAAUCGUCUUCCUGAGAUGUGGGCAUUGCUGAAUUUCCUGUUGCCAUCCAUCUUCAAAUGUUGUAACACAUUUGAUCAGUGGUUUAAUGCACCUUUUGCAAUGACCGGAGAAAAGGUGGAGUUGAACGAAGAAGAAACUUUGCUCAUCAUUAGACGUUUGCAUAAAGUUCUACGUCCAUUUUUGUUACGGCGUUUGAAGAAAGAAGUAGAAUCUCAGCUGCCAGAAAAGACCGAGUACGUGAUCAAGUGCGACAUGUCCGAUUUACAAAAAUUGCUGUAUCAACAUAUGUACAAGAAAGGAGUGUUAUUGACAGAUGGUUCUGAGAAAGAUAAAAAGGGUCGUGGUGGAGCUAAAACAUUGAUGAAUACUAUCAUGCAGUUGAGAAAGAUUUGUAACCAUCCAUUUGUAUUCCAACAUAUUGAGGAAUCAAUUGCUGAGCAUCUUGGUUUUACCGGAGGCCUGGUGCAAGGACCACAGCUUGUGCGAUGUGCCGGGAAAUUUGAACUUCUCGAUCGAAUUCUGAUGAAAUUGAUAAGCACAAACCAUAGGAUACUGUUGUUCUGUCAAAUGACGUCUUUGAUGACAGUUAUGGAGGAUUACUUCAAUUUUAAAGGGAUAAGAUAUCUACGUCUGGACGGAACAACCAAAGCUGAAGAUCGUGGACAUCUUUUGCAACUCUUUAACGCUCCCAAUUCCAUUUAUUGUGUGUUUCUGUUGAGUACCAGAGCGGGAGGUUUGGGAUUGAAUCUUCAAGUGGCAGAUACAGUUGUUAUAUUUGACAGUGAUUGGAACCCUCAUCAGGAUCUGCAAGCGCAAGAUCGUGCACAUCGUAUCGGUCAAACAAAUGAAGUCAGAGUUCUUCGUCUGGUUACUGUCAACAGUGUUGAAGAAACCAUUCUAGCAGCUGCUAGAUAUAAACUCAAUAUCGAUGAAAAGGUCAUUCAAGCAGGAAUGUUUAAUCAGAACUCAACAUCUGGUGAGCGUAGAGCUUUUCUGGAGGCUUUGCUUGAAAACGACAAAGAUGAUGAGGAGGAGGAAAAUGAAAUCCCAGAUGAUGAGACCGUAAACCAAAUGAUUGCCAGAAGUAUUGAAGAGUUUGAGAUAUUUCAGAAAAUGGACACUGAAAGGAAACUUCUGGAGGAGAAAAGUGGCGGGAAACCACGUUUGAUGCGAAGUAAUGAACUGCCGAGUUGGAUCAUUAAAGAUGAUGCCGAGGUUGAACGAUUGACAAAUGAAGAUGAAGAAGAGAAACUAUUUGGUCGUGGCAGUCGACAGAAGAAGACAGUUGAUUAUAGUGAACCACUAACGGAAAGACAGUGGCUUAAGGCGAUAGAAGAUGGCUGUCUUGAUGAGAUGGAAGAGAGGCAAAAAACUAAAAAAGCAAGAAAGCGGAAACGUCAUGACGAGGAUGGUGAAACUUCUAGUCAAAAAUCAUCAAAGAAAAAACGUGGUCGACCCAAUGUAGACAAAGUGAAAUUGUCACCCAUUGCGGCUGAUUUGAGGAAGAAAAUGAAGAAAAUAAUGAAAUAUAUUAUUCAUUACAGAGACGAAGAUGAUCGUCCAUUAGCACAAAUCUUCACAGUAUUACCUUCAAAGAAGGAUUUGCCAGAUUAUUAUCAGGUUAUCAAACAACCAGUCGACAUCAAGAAGAUCAAAGAAAGAAUUAAUGGGCAUCGUUAUCGCUUUAUGGAUGAUCUGCAAGGCGAUUUUAUGUUGAUGUGUAGAAAUGCGCAAACAUAUAAUAUCGAAGGCUCAAUUAUUUAUGAAGAUUCUGUGGCGCUACAGUCGCUGUUCCUGCAUGUCCGCGAGAAAGUGGAAGCAGGUGAAGAACUGGUGGAAAAUAAACCAUCGAACAGCGAUAAAGAGGAAGAAGAGGAGGAAGAAGAGAUCGAGGAACAAGCUGAUGAAGAGAGCGACGGUUCAGAUGACGCUCAUCAAUCAACGUCACAAGACGAAAUCAGUUGAAUUUAGCUCAAAAUCUAAAUUGAUCAACGUAUUAAUUUAAAAAUUUAAACAGUAAGAAUCACGUGUAAAUCAUGUAACUAAUAUAUACUACGUAAUGCAAUACCAUAAUGAACAUUAAUUUAUUACAACCUGCUCUCGCGAAUUUGCGCUCGUUGGUCAAAAUCAAUUGAUCUUAAUCUGUGCGUUUGAAUCAACCAAUGGUUUCCCAUUAUCAAUUGCCUGUUACCCAUUGGGAAUAUAGACACAUGCAUGCAUGUAAUGAACAAGAUGUAUAUCUACCCGUGCACACUCUUCUAAUGAAACUAAGUAAUGGAAACUAAUUUCAUGCGCUCUAAUCGAUAUAUAUUUCGUCAAUUGAAAUUGACCUGAAAAUUGCUGAGAUUAAUCAUUCUAAACUAAUCAUUCUCCUCUUGCCUCUGCUUCUUAAUUGUUAGUUCAUUCGUUAUUCGUUUAUUGGAGCAGCUCUAGUUCUUGAUGGACACCGUGCAUUAGUAUUUAAUAAUCUGUUGUUGCUAUUGUUGUAUAUAUUAUGGUAUUUAUGGCUCUGGGUACGAGCUUGAGGUUAUUGGGUUAUUUUCAGGGUGAUGACACAGGUCUGGGACUAGUGGCCAAAGAGGAAUCCCCAUUAAAAUUACUUGAUACACCAUGUCGAAAUUAAUUAAGCUUCAUUCCGCUGCUAGUUCCAGACCUUUUAUACUCACGGUCAAAUCAGUUAAGUAGUUGUGUAUGAUGCUUCAGAUCUGGUUGUUAUCGGGCCGUUAGUAAAAGAAACGAAAUG
This is a messenger RNA of Dendronephthya gigantea, 5204 nucleotides long. Its product is annotated as transcription activator BRG1-like. The record is from RefSeq and is a predicted model, not a curated record. Gene Ontology annotation, biological process: positive regulation of transcription by RNA polymerase II. NCBI's taxonomy places the organism in Eukaryota, Metazoa, Cnidaria, Anthozoa, Malacalcyonacea, Nephtheidae. Gene Ontology annotation, cellular component: nucleus. The transcript has 38 exons. Gene Ontology annotation, molecular function: ATP binding; transcription factor binding; DNA binding. Bases 125 to 4426 code for a protein of 1433 amino acids.